UUGGAAACCGAAGAUAUGAAGUGAAAUGUGCGGGAAAAAUAUGUGGUGAUGGAUUUUUCCGUGCGCAUGUAAUGUUCUUUUCGUCUUCCCCUCAACUACUGGGCUUCGAUUUCUUCAUCCGAUGAGCAGCAAUAAUCUCAAUUUCCGUUUCCAUUGACUGCUCGCCGGAGCCAAUUUCAGUUCAGAAAUGGCCCAAUUCACUGCACACAGUCGGGUUAAGUUGCUGCUCAACGGUGACGGAGUCCCAUUCGGUUCAGAACCCAAAGAUCGAUUCAGAUACAAGCUCAGAUUAGUACGAACCCUCAAACGCAGGAUCCCCCUGUCUGGUCCCUCUCCUUCUACAUCCUCUGCUUCAGCUUUGAGGAAAUCCGCUCAGCAUGCUGCGGAAGUGCGUGUUGGUGUGAGAGGUGAGAGCGUUAGCGGUGACGACGCCAUUGUUGAUCUUGAUUAUGACUACGAGUUUGAGACCGACGAUUUGGCUUGCUUCAGAGGUCUCGUUUUGGAUAUUUCCUACAGGCCAGUUAAUGUUGUUUGUUGGAAACGUGCAAUUUGUUUGGAGUUCAUGGAGAAGGCUGAUGUCUUGGAAUACUAUGACCAGACUGUGAGUUCUCCAAGCGGAUCCUUCUAUAUACCAGCAGUCUUACGGGUUCCCCAUUUAUUGCAAGUUGUUAAGAGGAGAAGAAUCAAGAACUCUUUGAGUCGUAAAAACAUACUUUAUCGGGACAAUUACACUUGUCAGUAUUGUUCAUCACAUGAGAGUUUGACCAUUGACCAUGUCUUGCCCAUAUCCCGGGGUGGAGAAUGGACAUGGGAAAACCUGGUUGCUGCCUGUGUACAAUGUAAUUCAAAGAAAGGCCAAAAGACCGUAGAAGAAGCAAAUAUGAAGCUGAAAAAAACUCCCAAGGCCCCUAAAGAUUAUGAUAUACUUGCCAUUCCUCUAACAAGUACAGCAAUAAAGAUGUUGAAACUGAGAAAGGGGACCCCUGAAGAAUGGCGUCAAUAUCUGUCAAGUGAGCAAUGACCUUGUAUUUAGGUGGUACAUAUAAAUUCUUCUUUGCACAUAAUAUAAUGCACAAACUCCACGUAAUACUUGGUUCUUAUAAGACUUCUAUGGUACCUUCUAAAUAGCUUAAUCUAUCAUUAGUUCCCAUAACCAUUUUGCA
Molecule: messenger RNA, 1163 nt
Organism: Benincasa hispida (wax gourd)
Lineage: Eukaryota; Viridiplantae; Streptophyta; Magnoliopsida; Cucurbitales; Cucurbitaceae
Product: HNH endonuclease
Source: RefSeq, a predicted model, not a curated record